Bactrocera tryoni is the source of this 2946-nucleotide messenger RNA. RefSeq names its product AP-1 complex subunit gamma-like. Bases 26 to 655 code for a protein of 209 amino acids. The record is from RefSeq and is a predicted model, not a curated record. NCBI's taxonomy places the organism in Eukaryota, Metazoa, Arthropoda, Insecta, Diptera, Tephritidae. The transcript has a single exon.
CUUUGUACAACUCAGUCAGAUACACAUGAUGACAAACAACAACACUACCAGCAAUAGCAAUACCUUUAAUAAAAUGCCUAACGGUAAGCCGCCGCCACCACCACCACACGCACAUACUCUGUCUUCGUUACCACGCUACGGCAGCGCACGUCGUGAGCCGAAAAUUAACGAACGCGCUGAAAGUUCGCUCUCACACGAGCCACCCUACAGCCAGCAUCUUGCCAAUCAGAAUGGACAACGCACAACCACAGCCGAUCGUUAUUUACGCCUCACGCAGGACCAUUUCAAUCACAAUCACGGUCCCUACGGCAGUAUUGGUAGCAACAAACAUCCUAAUACGCUGAGUGGCGAGCGUUCACCGCGUGAGAGCGAGUGUAAUUACAUACACAAUAACUCUCAUUACUCGCUGCCCUUGGAUCAUGCAUUGAAUGCCGUUACGCCAACUCCGACGCCUCCAGCGUUGCCAUUACGCAACGGACAGCUGAUGCCACUUAACAGCAAUAAUACGGGCAUGCAGCGUAUCCCAGCUUACAAUAACAACAAUUGUAGUAAUGGUUAUGCUACGAUAAGCGGCGGAGGCAAUCAUUUUAGUGGUGGCGUUGCCAUUGGCGUCGGUGGCAACAACAAUAAUGGUAGUUUAAGACGUUAUCACUGAUAUACGCUUAAGGGCGGUUGGUGCGGCACAAGCCGCAGCGCCUACUAUGAGAAAUACGAAUGCGCCUAUGAACAUCCAACAACGGCAAAUCGAAAUAGCUUCGAGAUGUGUACAUUUGUGAGGCCGUAAGAUGAUUAAAUAGAACCUGCUUAGGGCUAAGAACAAGAAGGGAAAGUAAUAGAAAAUGUAAGGGACAUAAUAGAGCAAAGAUCUACAAGAAAUAGAACAUAGUUUGAAAAGACCUGGAGUUGCAAAAAAAAUAGUCACUAUAAGGAUCAAUCAUAUAUUUUUAACAUAACUUUCGCGAAGUUGACAGAAAUAUGCUGCGGAAAACAGUUCUGAAGAAACAAACACUGCCGUAGAACAAAUAAAUUCCAAAGUCCACAAAAUUUUAUAUUGAAGCUACGCAAAUUACUAUAUUUUAUACAUUACUUUAUAGAUGCCAUAAAUCAAUAGUAUUGUAGUAGAAGAAGCGUUACAAAAAGAAAAACCUAGAAACCAAAUAAAGUUCGAGAGGAGUUCUAAAAAAAUAUGACUUAAUGAUUAUGCCAAUAUGAGGACCUAACUCAUCGAAAGUCUCUCGAGAGCUCAAAAAAAUAUCCCAAGUAUCUUUCGGCUGAUCGCAAUUUUAGUGCAACUGGUUCAAAUCAGGACUGUGUGAAAAAUUGAUCUUAACAAUGUUCUAGGAGAAGGUAUUGCUGAAAGAUCCAAUAUUCAGUUACCUUAAAGCGUAUUUUUUUUAAAGGAAGGCCGCCUGGAAAUCUGUACGAAAUCAGGCACAUAUUGAUCCGUACUAAAAAUUUUUGAAUUUGGGUUUCCCAUUUAGUCCAGUUUAUGUACGUUUCUUAUAAGAGCAGAAUCCAAAAUUACAUAUUUAUUAUGGUGCUAAAUCUAGAUAAGUACUUACAUACUUUUUGAUCAGUUGCCAAUUAGUUAUACUUUCGUUUCGUCUUUCUCUCUUUAAGGUUAUACAAUCUUUUAAAAUCUUGACGAUAAAAGGGGAGCCUUUCACAAUUUUCAAGUCCUUUUCCAUACAACAUCUGGGAUUUCUGAAUAACUUUAGUUUAGCUACUAAAGCCAGAGAUAAAAAAUCAAUAUAAAGUGGUACGCACAUAUGUACAUACGAAUAUAAUAUUCCAGUAAAACUCGGUCAAGUGCUGCAUAUGGUAUAAUAGACCCAGUUUAAUAUCAACGAGCAUAACCUUUUAGCACUUUAACGCCUCUGUAAACUAAUUCUAAGGGUAGGGCAGAUAAAUAUAUCGACAAAAAUGGUUCUAAAGGUUGCUUAUUUCUUACAAUUAAGCGUUUUUUUGCCAGGCAGGUCUUUCCACUAGUUCUUUUCUGUUCUCUGAGCGUAAUAUGUAUUUCUUCUCGAUUUCAUAUUUUAUAAGAACUAUUGAGCGCUCUAAUUCUUCUUAUUACUUUUGCCGUUCUCACGAGUCAAAUAAUCAUUUAUGCAGGAAUAUUUUGAUUGGUACAUCUUAUAACCGUAUGCUAGAUACACUAUUUAAGGAUCUAUUAGUCAGUGUUGGCAUAAUAAUAACUUUUAUAAUAACAUUUCCAUGAGUUCCCAUAUGUAUUUACAAAUCCACACUGUACACAAAAGACUAAAGCCAUUGUUCAUAGCGCGUUAUUGAUCGUUGCCAUCAUCGAUAUCGCAUUAUUGUAUUCACUAGUGAUUUCUUCAAUCAUACAAAGUAGGCAGCAAUUUUCGUGAUUUGGUUUUCGUAUUAAAAACCGUUAACUUGUAGGUUUUCCACAAGCAGCUUUAGUUUAUUAGCUAUUUCCUUUUUGAUUGUAAAUUUAUCGGAUAUUUUUAUGUAUAUGUAAAUUAGCUUUAAAGCACAAUUAAAUCGACUUGUCAACAUAAUUAGUUAACGCAAUGAUUGGCAAGGCAAUGCGUCUCCAAUAGAGACUGGUUAGCAUAUUUAUGCAUACAUACUAUAAAAUAAUGUAUAUACAUAUGUAUAUGUAUGUGCAGUUAUGUAUGAUAACGCUGUAAAUUUACUUGCAAACUCGGAAAAAUACGUGUAUUCAGGCAAAAGCAUUUUUUUGUAAUUUAACGACUAGCAUACAUAAAUUGUAAACUUUUUUCUUGCAACAUGUAUUAAAUAAUUAUAAUUUAAUUGGGUUUUAUUUGUAAAUAAAUAUAAUUAUGAUUUUAGUCAAAGCGGUUAAUUGAAAAGCACAAACACCAAAAUAUGCAUACAAGUAUGGUAGUGUGUGUAUAUACUAAAAAAAUGUUGAUGAAUCCGAAAAAAAAUAGAAAACGGUAAAAAAUUAAAAAAAAA